AUAUACAUAUAAUCUAAAAUCCAUUAAGUAGACAAUAGGUACCUCUGACGGAUUGGCACGGAAGUACAAAUGGUCAAAGGUAGUUAUAUUGGUGGAGUAGAGUCAGUCUGAAUUGUAAAUGUAAUAACCUCAAGUUAAUGAUUAGCAGAGGUUUAAAUGCCUUUGAUAAAAAAGGGCCAAGGUUUAACAAAACGGCAAGAACAUGUACCUUGGAAAUUAUUUAAAAGGCAGACAGUCAAGAGAGCAGUCGUUUCACUCCACCAUGACGGACAGAUUUACUGUAGCAAUAUUUGUCCUUCUGGUGUCAUGUAUCUGCAGGACAUUAGGACAGACAUGUGAAGGGAACUGUGGGGGGAAACUAGACUUGUGUUCAUGCCACCCAACAUGCACCUCUCUGGAGAACUGCUGCAAAGAUUAUAAAGAAUACUGUGUGGAAGUCCUGCCAUACUCCGGUUCCAUUAUGGGUGGGACAGAUUUUAUUGUCCUUAACUCAACGUUUAAUAACAGACCAGAGAUUAUAUGCAGGUUCCACGACAAUAUCAAAACUGAGGGGUAUGUGGAUGAAAACAGCAGAGGCCAUUGUAUUUCUCCACUUUUGUACGAAACUGGGUGGGUUCCUUUGAGCAUCUCCUCUGAUAAUGGCACUACGUUUAACAGAGUUGGAGCCUGGCUCUCAGUACAUACUGGAAAGCUGGAUGCUAAGUUUAAGGCGAUUCUGGUCAACUCAACAAAAUGGCAGUACUAUGCUACACCUAAAGUCAGUGGCAACCUUGAGAUGACAUGGAAUACGUCUUUGGUCAGAGCGGAGAAGGUCAACAUAGAGCUCUGGGGGUACAGGGAGACGGGAGAACCAUAUACCGACAUCUGGCUUGGUGAGUGGGCGUAUCUCUACUCGCUUGUAAAGGAUCAGCCCAACAGUGGAUCCUUUAGUUUUUUGCCCAAACCAGCAAAAAAUGGCUUUUCAAGUUGGGAGCUUGGCUCUCUACGCAUCAGCCCCAGCGUCUACCCUGAUGGCAUGUGGAAUGUACACGCCGCAUGGACGGAGGAUCACGCUCUGGCCUGGCAUCUGGAGGAGAAGUUCAGGCAGAACUCGACAGUUUGGGCCCUGGAUAAAUGUUUAGCAUGGGACCAGCUGGAAAACAAGCUUCCCAACUUCCUCAGGGAGAUCAUAGACUGCCCUUGCACCCUGGCUCAAGCGAGAGCAGACACAGGGAGGUUUCAUACGGACUAUGGCUGUGACAUAGAGAAGGAGAGCGUGUGCACCUACCACCCAGGAUGUGUUCACUGUGUGAGGGCUAUACAGGCCAGUCCAAUGUAUGCAGCAGGACAACAAUGUUGCUAUGACAGCACCGGUGCUCAGGUGCUGACCGCAGACUCUAAUGGGGGAAGUACUCCAGACCGAGCACACGACUGGGGCUCACCUCCAUAUAAGAAACCCCCUCGAAUCCCUGGACAGUCCCACUGGGUGUACGACGUCCUCAGUUUCUACUACUGCUGCCUGUGGUCUGACAACUGCCACUACUACUUCAAACACCGGCCCUCCAGUGACUGCAGACAGUACCAGCCCCCCACCUCAGCUGUGGUGUUUGGAGAUCCCCACUUCAUAACAUUUGAUGGUGUCAGCUACUCCUUCAAUGGCUACGGGGAAUACACUUUGGUGACCUCUUUUGCGAAAGGGCUGACAAUUCAAGGCAGAACUGAGCCUGUAAAUGGAACUUUAAAAGCAACACAGUUGACGUCUGUUGCCAUGCAAGAAACCGUCUCCGAUGUUAUUGAGGUGCGGCUGCUCAGCGAUCAUAAUGGCCUUGAGGUGCUGCAGAAUCAAAAAACCCUCUUGUUUUCUGAGCAGAGCUGGAUGGACCUACACGGUGUGUCUUUAUUUUCUCCUACCUCUUCAAAUGUGACCGUGAUGUUCAGCAGUGGUGCUGGAGUAGAGGUGCGCCUGAGAGAGGGAACCAUGACCACCACCGUACUCCUGCCUGAGGAGUUCAAAGAUACAACCAAGGGACUGCUGGGAAUAAUGAACGGUGACCCCAAAGACGACCUCACUCUCAACAAUGGGGAACUUGUGUGGAAUGUCACAAAUCCAGAGGAGGUGUUCAGCUUUGGGGCAGGCUGGGCCAUCUCCAACCAGUCUGCAUUGUUCACAUAUGAUUCAAAAAAUCUUUUGGACACAUAUUUUUAUGCUCCCAGACAUGACAUAAGUUUUAUUCCAGUUUUUUCUAUUCCGGAGAAUCCUGAUGACCCAUUAGCUAUUCAGGCGUCUGAGAUAUGCUCUGGAGAGGGCUCACAGUUCUGCAAGUAUGAUAUCCUGGUGGGCCGUAGUCCAACAAUGGGAAACGCUACAAAAAUGUCUUUCCAAAGUCACAUUUCUCUUGAAGAAGAUCUAAAGCAAGUGAUAUCCUGUGGAUGGCUUUCACCACCUUUUAAUGGAAAGAAGGAGGGGACCACAUAUUUACAGGGGGCUAAGGUGAAGCUUUCCUGCGACGAGGGCUUCACUCUCAAAGGAUCAUCGGAGCGCGUAUGCCAGGAGAACGGCUGGUGGACUGGAGAAGAAACCAACUGCGUGGCUCUCAUUAAUAUUGCAGGAAUUGUGACGGGUUCAGUCAUUGGAGCUGCAGCACUGAUUCUAAUUAUAACCACCAUCGUUCUUCUCUCCAGGAAACAGAAAAAAAAAGCUGCACGGACAGAAGAAGCUGUGACAACUGAGGCUUUUUAAUCACAACUCCUCAUUUAGUGACAAUUGUUCAACUAGAAAAUGAGUGCAUGCAUAAUUCCAUGCUACACAAUAGAUAAGAACGGACAAGUAAGAUAUUUUUUUAGUAAUAAAAACUAAAUGCAGAACUAAAUUCUAUCAAUAAGUGGAGCAAGGGUCAAUGCACGGUUAAAAAGUGACUAAAUACCAUAUUUUCUACUAUAUUGUAACCUGCCUUGCACCUUUGACCACACCCAACAUAACAACCAAGCAUUCUGGGUAAUAAAACUAUGUCAUUGAUUUAUUGUAAUGUGAACACACUUUGUAAUUGAAGCUUAGUGGGUUCAUCUAUUUUACAGUCAGUCGUUAGGUGGAUGAUCUACGAUAGGCCUAAAUCAAUGACUUACUGCACUUAAGUUCAAAGAGCUAAAUAUAGGUAAUUAAACUCUCGACAAAGGUCCGCACAACCUGCGGCUGUCCAAACACUCCAUUAUUGAUGAUGUCACACAGCGUUGACAAUGUUUUGACUUCUGAAAAAAAUGUAUGGAUCGCAUUUAUAUGUACUGUGACCAAAUUCAGGGGUAAUAAAGUUUUUCA
Eleginops maclovinus (Patagonian blennie) is the source of this 3292-nucleotide messenger RNA. Its product is annotated as sushi domain-containing protein 2-like. Bases 203 to 2719 code for a protein of 838 amino acids. The transcript is spliced from 16 exons. The record is from RefSeq and is a predicted model, not a curated record. NCBI's taxonomy places the organism in Eukaryota, Metazoa, Chordata, Actinopteri, Perciformes, Eleginopidae.